GGUAUUUCCAGCUUUGUGACUUUCACUUCCACAUCUCCUCGGUGGGCGGGGUGGUCUCCUGUGGACGAAUCAGAUUCCUCCCCAGGACCAACUUCAAGAGGCGAGCUGGGGGUUCGGUCCCAGACACGCAGCUAGCAGCAGCAGGAGCCAGGCAGCACAGAGGCAGAGCCAUGGACGACCAGCGCGACCUUAUCUCCAACCAUGAGCAGGUGCCCAUUCUGGGCCAGCGCCCCAGAGAAGCGGAGAGCAAGUGCGGCCGCGGAGCCCUGUACACGGGCUUUUCCGUCCUGGUGGCUCUGCUCCUGGCUGGCCAGGCCACCACUGCCUACUUCCUGUACCAGCAGCAGGGCCAGCUGCACAAGCUGACGGUCACCUCCCAGAACCUGCAGCUGGAGAACCUGCGCAUGAAGCUGCCCAAGCCCGCCAAGCCUCUGAGCAAGAUGCGGAUGGCCACCCCACUGCUGAUGAGAGCGCUGCCCAUGGAUGGCCUGCCCCAGGGGCCCGUGCAGAAUGCCACCAAGUACGGGAACAUGACUCAGGACCACGUGAUGCACCUGCUCCUGAAGGCUGACCCCUUGAAGGUGUACCCACAGCUGAAGGGAAGCUUCCCAGAGAACCUGAAGCACCUGAAGAGCACCAUGGAAACCAUGGACUGGAAGGUCUUCGAGAGCUGGAUGCACCAGUGGCUCCUGUUUGAAAUGAGCAAGAACUCCAUGGAGGAGAAGCCCACUGAGCCGCCGACAAAAGCACUGACCAAGUGCCAGGAGGAGGUCAGCCGCAUCCCCGCCGUCCACCCGGGCACGUUCAGGCCCAAGUGUGAUGAGAACGGCAACUACAUGCCGCUCCAGUGCCACGGGAGCAUCGGCUACUGCUGGUGCGUCUUCCCCAACGGCACCGAGGUCCCCCACACCAGGAGCCGCGGGCACCACAACUGCAGUG
Molecule: messenger RNA, 939 nt
Organism: Tupaia belangeri chinensis (Chinese tree shrew)
Lineage: Eukaryota; Metazoa; Chordata; Mammalia; Scandentia; Tupaiidae
Gene: CD74
Product: CD74 molecule
Biological process (GO): intracellular protein transport; antigen processing and presentation; protein trimerization
Cellular component (GO): membrane; cytoplasm; cell surface
Molecular function (GO): cytokine receptor activity; macrophage migration inhibitory factor binding; MHC class II protein binding
Source: RefSeq, a predicted model, not a curated record